Molecule: messenger RNA, 6020 nt
Organism: Corythoichthys intestinalis (scribbled pipefish)
Lineage: Eukaryota; Metazoa; Chordata; Actinopteri; Syngnathiformes; Syngnathidae
Gene: hemk2
Product: N-6 adenine-specific DNA methyltransferase 1
Exons: 6
Coding region: 120-779 (219 amino acids)
Biological process (GO): methylation
Cellular component (GO): eRF1 methyltransferase complex
Molecular function (GO): nucleic acid binding; S-adenosylmethionine-dependent methyltransferase activity; protein methyltransferase activity
Source: RefSeq, a predicted model, not a curated record
GCGAUCAGCAAACGUUGUCGGGACAAAUCCCACACGUGUCGUGCUGUAUUCAAAUUAAUUAGCGCCAUAACGUUGUCAUGAUUACCCCGAGCAGAGGAGAGGUGUUCACCUAGUUCGCUAUGUCGGCUAACUAUCCUACGCCUCUAUACGAUCACGCGGCGCGGGGAGACUUCCGCGACGUUUACGAGCCGUCGGAGGAUUCGUUCCUGCUCAUUGACGCGCUGGAGAAAGAUGUUCACAAGCUUCAGCAGCUAAGCGGGCCGUGCGUGUGUGUGGAGGUUGGCAGUGGUUCUGGGGUAGUGUCGGCCUUCCUGGCAUCCCUGCUCGGACCUUCGGCCAUCUAUUUUUGCACGGAUGUGAAUCAUGCAGCAGCGCUGUGCACCACAAAGACUGCAUCACGCAACUCUGUGGCCCUCGAACCCAUCAUCACAGACUUGGUGGAAGGUCUAUUACCCAGGCUGAGUGGAGAAGUGGAUGUGCUCCUUUUCAACCCUCCAUAUGUGGUCACACCAUCCUGUGAGGUCGGCAGCAAAGGCAUAGAAGCUGCUUGGGCUGGUGGAAGGAGAGGCCGUGAGGUAACAGACAGAUUUUUACCAAUUGUAUCCAAGUUGCUGUCCAGUCGAGGGCUCUUCUACUUGGUAACUAUAGCAGAGAAUGAUCCAGAGGACAUUAUCCAGAUGCUGAGUGAAUACGGACUGCAGGGAAACCCAUGCCUGUCAACCAGAGCUGGAAACGAGAGGCUGACAGUUCUGUGCUUCCAUUGGCACAAACAUGCAUGAACUUGCUGAAUCACUAAAGGAAACAUAUCAGAAUAAUAAAACCCCUCCACACACAUACAUGUACAAUGAUAUAUACACAUUUUUUAAUGGCGCUAAAACAAUGGCUAGUCGGAGUAAAUGUUUUUUUUUAACUUGUGUAAAGUUGGAUUUUAAUUUGAAUUACAUUCUGCAAUGUGAAAUGUGUUACAGUAGUCUUACAGCUUUCUAACUGAAUCUUGUCCAUUUGCUAUUAAAUGUGAACCAAGGUAAAAAAAAAAAAUUCUUCUGGAAUGAAAUACUUUCAAAUUCUUCAUUUGUAUGUAGAAUUAUCACAGCCCAUCGAGACAAACGAAAAUAUAAAUUCUAAAAUGUUUCUUUAAUGAGCAUAAUUUGGUGCCAUCCACAAAAAAAUCACCAUGCACACAUGGAAUGUUUCAGAGGCCCUCGUUGGCUACAGUGUCAAACUACAUAAUUACUGAUGGUAUGACUAGUGCUGUGAAUUGGACCUCCAGAUAACAUGUCCGUCUUCACCAAGAUGGACAGCUCCUCCGGCUACAAGCUCCAUUGCUGCAGGGAACGCCCUGUGCUCUGCCUCUUUAAUUCUGUCUGAUAGACUUUCCUCUGUGUCUGUGCUUAACACUGGAACAGCCUCCUGCACGAUGAUUGCCCCUGCAUCCACCUCCUCCUGGAAAAUUUAAAGCAUUUUUAACUUGGCUUUCAUGGUAUGAUACAUCUUUGGAUAACAAUGUGGCUGACUUACUGCAACAAAGUGGACUGUGCAGCCGCUAACCCGCACCCCAGCCUGAAGAGCUUGCUUUUGAGCAUUCACACCCUUAAAGGAAGGCAGCAAGGAGGGAUGGAUGUUCAACAGCUUACCUAACAAGAGACCACGUUUAAAAGAAAAGCUAAAAAUGAAGAUUUGUUCAGUGAUUAUCAGAACUUCAACCUACUGUUCCACUUCUUGACAAAAGAUCCCGUGAGGAUCCGCAUGAAUCCAGCCAGACACACCAGCUCCACCCCAAACUCUUCUAGCACACGGUCAAUGGUGCUGUCAAAUUCUGCUCUGCUCCCGUACAGUUUAUGGUCCACCACCUAGUUUAAGUCACACAAAUUGUCACAAUCAUGCGGAAACCUCGUAAGUCCAAAUAUACUAGUACAGGAGUCCCUUUCCCCAUUUGUUAUAAAGACAGAAGUCGAUGCGAACGGUUUCGCACCAAUUCUGCAAAGCUGGCAGAGCAACAAAAGAGCCAAAAAUUUUUGUCUGAUGAGGGGGAAAAAGGGGGGGCUACCAUGAUAUACAGAAUAAACAUUGGCCCGGCUUUCACUCGCUGGCGUGACACCCCAUGUGUGUGGGUUAGCCACACUAACCAGAAAGGUGACUAACCGUCAUAUACUAAUAUUCAGCCAUAACUGGAUUCAUUACUUUAUUGCUAUUCAUCCUUCACACAGCCAUCUGCAGGCGACCGGGAGAUUGAUUUUUGAUUGAUUGAUGAUUUUACUACACUGUGCGGGUCUGCGCCGGUCUUCAUGGGAAGCGCAGUCUUCCUUAAGGCAAAACACUACUGCUUUUGUCCACCUGUGUCGCUAAAAUCGACUAAAACUGAAAAGUUGGUGUUGCUUUAAAUAUUGUCUACUAUGAAUUGAUGUGGCUUUGUAUUAUUGUUGGUGGUGACAUACUGUCAAAAUGAAUUUCCCUAUGGGACUAUAAAGGCUAUUUAGCCGUUUACAUGAUUUUGGGGUUUUAUUAAUACGCAACAUGAUAGCAAUACAAGGUGAAAUGCCAAUUUGAAUGAUGCAGUGAUCGAGUGAGUAUUUCCUGAAAAGUAGCAAUUUUGGAGACGCGAGGAGAAGAUCUUCAGUCAUGGUUCCUGUUGAGAGAAAUGGUGGAGGAAAUGUUUUGUAUUCAUGAAUGUGUCCUCAGUUGAUGUUGAAAUAAUGUUCCUAUUGCUUGUUAUUAUUGACAUAUUAUCUUUUCGCCACAAGAUGGCAGGAUGGGACUUAAUUGUCGAAAGUGCUACAUUUAUUACUUCUUUGUGUUUGACUUUGAUGACUUUGAUUUGUGGGAUUGCCUGUGAAGACAGCAAUGAGAGAGGAUGUAUCCGCAUGUCAAUGGAAAUUAAAUACGCCGAGUUUUGGCUAAAAGACAACUUAUUCUCCGUCAAUUCUUCCUACGAAUGCAACGUUGAGCUGCAACCACCUCAAGAGUUCCCACAGAAACGCUUUACAAAAAAUAUGGAGUACCCGUGUCUGGAUACCAGCCAGCGCUGCUCUCUUGAGACCCUGUACUCCAGGCUUGUUGGAGAUGACCACAACAAUUUCUGCGCAGCUGGAUGGACGUUUGGCCUGUUCGAUCAGAGCUUGAAGAUUGGUACCUGGAGAAGGAAGCCAAAGAAGCGUUUUGCAUCCAUUUAAUUUCAUAAACCUUCUUAAUGAAAUAAUAAGCAAACCUGUGCCUGAGAUGAGAACCCCAACUUUGGUCCUCUUGUGAGGAAUGCUGCUAUCAUAGAGGCAACUGCCAUUCUUAGAGGCUGGACCAGCAUUUAGCAAGCUGUGUUUGAGGUUACGGACCACCACAGACUCUGCUCCUACAGCACCGCAUUUACAUUGUCAAAGCAUAUUGUGUAUCUGCCUGUUUGAAAGUUCCAGACAUUAGGUGUCUCACCGGGUGGCUUGUGAGCAAGUGCACCCACAAUCCAGGCCUCCUCAUGGGCUUGCAGCUGCCGCAAGACUCUCUGAGCAUCCACAGGGGCAACCACGAGCACCGCACCCAAACCGCAGUUGAAGGUGCGAGUCAGCUCACGCUCACUAAGGCCACCCUCCUUCUGCAGCCAAGAAAAUACUGGUGGGAUGCUCCAACGAGACGCAUCUUCCCAGAAUAAAUGAAUAAACAAAUAGAAAUGUUUUAUAUAUUUAUACAUUGAAACCAUUCAAUGUCUACGAUUAAGAGGGAAACAAAGAGAAGUAAUUAAUUCUUAAAUACAAACAUGCCUUACCUAAAUCGACAGCCAACCCUUGGGGCAGAACCCUUGGGAUAUUUUCCAAAAGUCCUCCUCCAGUGAUGUGAGCAUACGCUUUGACUGCACCGCUGCGCAAGAUAGGAAGGAGCAGACGACUGUAGAUCUUUGUUGGUGUCAGCAAAACCUCCCCUGUAGAUCAUCAGGAAAAUAAAGAAGAAUACAUAGUUCCACCUCAGCUCCUAUGUAUAGUUGCAUGCAAAAAAUACUCAACCUCCUGAUGUAAAAAUCAGACGCAUUCUUACCUACAGUUUUUUCAGGGUUACCAAACGGUGAUGGGGAGCUGUAGCUGAGAUGCGUUUGCUCCAAGACCUUGCGCACUAAGCUGAAGCCAUUGCUAUGGACACCGGAGGAUGCCACGCCUAUCAACAGGUCUCCUUCACUGAUGUCCGCCAGCCGAGGCAACAGGGCUCCCCGCUCCACUGCUCCCACACAGAACCCAGCUAGAUCAUACUCUCCCGGGAGGUAGACACCGGGCAUUUCUGCUGUCUCUCCACCUGGACACCCACACGGAUGGACGGUUCAAUAUGGCAGCCUAGAAUUGUGGAAUUGCUGAAGGCUGAGUCUUCACUUACCAAGUAGAGCACAGCCAGCCAUUUCACAUGCUUUGGCGAUACUCGCGACCACUGUGGCAGUGACAUCCACAUCCAAGACGCCACAUGAGAAGUAGUCGAGAAAGAAGAGUGGCUCAGCCCCCUGAGCCAGCACAUCGUUCACACACAUUGCCACCAGGUCCUGACCGAGGCCACCAUGUUGUCCACAUGCCUGGGCAAUCUGAAUAAACCAGAGCAAAACAAAUAUUGUUCAGAUGUCAUGAUUCUUAAUGGUUUUUAUGUAUGCACUACCAGUCAUCAGAUACAUCGCUGGGAUUAUAAUCUGGCCAAAAGAGGAGAUACAAACCACAGACAUCAAGCCCAGAAACCACCUCACCAUGCACGGAAAUGUUAACCCUAAAUCCAGCACCCUGAGACAACACACUAAACGGAAAAGAGGGAGUCUGAGGACUAGAAAAUGUCGAGUCCACACUCCAUUGUGAAACAUUGAAAACCAUAGAAUACAGUAUAUAAAGAAAAUAAUCCCGAAAGAUAAACUGCUAAGUGAAUGUCUCGGGCAGCAAAUACGAUGAGAGUGCAGAAGGGGAGUAGACAACCUUGAGCCCCUACAUGGAAUGUACCACUGGCAAGGUGUAGUGGCUGACAUCAAGAAAUCCUACCAGUGACUAGAGCACACUGGACUGACAGACAGCACCUAGGCACUAAUAAUGGCAGCACAGGAACAGGCCCUAAGUACAAGGGCCAUAGAGGCCAAGAUCUACCAGAGCAGAUCAGACGCGAGGUGCACGGGGGGACGACACAGUCCAGCACAUCACAGCAGCAUGCAAGAUGCCAGCUGGAUCAGUGUAAAUGGAGAGGCACAACUAAGAUACAGAUGUUUCUGUAUUAAGGCUUCAACAACUAAUCAAUUAAUAAAUUAGUUUUCAACUAAUUUGAUAAUCAGAUUUUGCCAGCGGCAAUGAGCAGUCCCGUUUGGGUCCUUGUUUGUGUGUAAUGAGAGGCUGCGUGAGCACGCCAGUGAUUAGAGCAAUAGUUCACUGCUACACUCAGGUUGGGUUGCUGAAUCAAUCAUUUUAUGAAGUGUCAACUAGGGUUAGAUUGUCUUUUGUGUUGCUAGAUCCAGUGUGCCUCUGUCAGAAGUGAGUAAAUGAAGCCAAUUGUAUUGUUUGUAUUCUUUUUUUGAUGAGACGUGACUACUCAGCACGAAGCGCUAAGCGAUUAUGCUAAUCAGUGUCUUAAGUGUUUAUUUAUAUUGUGUUUGGAGAAGCAUAUUAGCACUUGCGUUAUUGUUAUAUAGUAAAUUUGUCUCUUUUUUUUUUUAAUAAAGAAACCACACACAUAAACCCAUUCGUAUAACAGCUUAGGGUAUUGUUUCAACAAAUCAACUUGUAAAUUGUCAUACAAGAGAGUGAGCCUUGAAAUUGAUUUAGAUUGUAUUUAUGAACAAUUGUUUGAAAAAGAAAGCACAUUCAUUACAGACUGCCCCCCUCCUGAUUUGAUUUUGUUGUUUCAACAAUAUAAAUGAGUCAUUGACACAAUUUAUAUCAGCACUUUGCCCACAAGAAAAAUUAUUUGUAUGUUUUAUACUCUGAACCUACAGUAAAAACUAACAUGUUUCAUGUAUUUAAAAACAGUACAGUUGUAGACGACAACAUUUAGUCUUUAUUGUUACUUACAACAAGCCUAAAACAACU